Messenger RNA from Tinamus guttatus (white-throated tinamou), 1512 nucleotides. The record is from RefSeq and is a predicted model, not a curated record. NCBI's taxonomy places the organism in Eukaryota, Metazoa, Chordata, Aves, Tinamiformes, Tinamidae.
AUGCACACACACACGCGCGCGCGCGCGCACACGUCGCGGAGAGCGGCGCAGGCUGCGCUGCGCACCACGUGCUGCGCCGAGCGGGGCGGGUGGGCGCGCGGGGCGGCGCUUGCAGUUCAAGUGGAUGCCAAUCAAAACAUCAACUUCAAAUUGAGGGGAGAUCUUUUGGGAAUACCUCUGUCUGAUCUAAACGUAAAGAGCCUGGAGCGGGGAGGGCCGAAUCUGACUGUGAAGACCCUUUGCACUGUUCACAGGCAUAUUCCGGCUGCCGGAGUAGGCUAUUCAAACCUGUUAAGAGACGCUAACGAGAUAAUUGAGGGUUUUUUUUUUUUCUUCCCUUCUUCCCUCUCCGCUUGUCUGAAUGUGUUGCAGGGCUCCCAGUACGAGCUCAAAGAUAAUCCGGGCGUCCACCCUGCCACCUUUGCUGCCCACACUGCCCCUGGCUAUUAUCCCUACGGACAGUUCCAGUAUGGGGACCCUGGGCGGCCCAAAAACGCCACCCGAGAGAGCACCAGCACCCUCAAGGCCUGGCUCAACGAGCACCGCAAGAAUCCCUACCCCACUAAGGGCGAGAAGAUCAUGCUGGCCAUCAUCACCAAGAUGACCCUCACCCAGGUCUCCACCUGGUUCGCCAACGCCCGCCGGCGCCUCAAGAAGGAGAACAAAGUGACCUGGGGCUCCAGGAGCAAAGAUCAAGAAGAUGCCAACCUUUUUGGGAGUGACAAUGAGGGGGACCCGGAGAAGAAUGAAGACGAUGAGGAAAUUGACUUGGAGAGCAUAGACAUAGAUAAAAUCGAUGAGAAUGAUGGGGAGCAGAGCAAUGAGGAAGAGGAGGAGAAGCCCGAACUCCUUAGACAAAGCAUUGAAGAGGAACACUUGGACAAAGAUAAAGAUGUGACACUGUCAGGUCCUGAAGCGCUGAAACCCAAAGAUACAAUGGCCAUGGUAAAGGAGUCCUCUGACACACGAAUCUUAAGCCCCAGUGGACAGAACAAUCUACAGAUGCCAUCUCUCACCAAACCCAAGAUUUGGUCUUUGGCAGAGACUGCAACAACUCCUGAUGGUGCCCUGAAAUCAUCUCCUCCUCCACCGCCUACUCCCCAGGUUAACCACACUUCCCCACAGAUCCAGCAUCCUGCUUUUCUUCCUAGCCAUGGACUCUACACAUGCCAGAUUGGCAAAUUUCACAACUGGACAAAUGGGGCUUUCCUCACCCAGAGUUCCCUGCUAAAUGUGAGGUCCUUAUUGGGAGUAAACCAUCACCAUGCUGUUCAUCACAACCACCACCUCCAGGCCCAGCAGCAGCCUUCUGUUUUAACAGCAACCCUGGGAGCCCUAGGCAGUGAAAAACCUUCAGAGAGGACGAGUCCCAAACACAUAGAAAGGGAAAAUAUGCCAAGAACUGAAUCCCCACCUCAGCCACUCAAAUCGCCUUUCCAGCCUGUUCGUGACAAUUCUUUGGCUCAGCAAGAGGGAACACCGCGAAUUUUAACGGCUCUCCCUUCUGCUUGA